Molecule: messenger RNA, 6088 nt
Organism: Symbiodinium necroappetens
Lineage: Eukaryota; Dinophyceae; Suessiales; Symbiodiniaceae
Source: the annotation of a GenBank genome assembly
AUGCUCGGUGCCGAUGAUCCACAAAGUGUGUUGAGCAGCGGCUUAGCACCGCUGUUCGACUGGAAGGCACUGAGCCAACCGUGCCACCUUGAUUUUCAGCAGUUCUUGGACAGCCUUUGCAUCUCGCCUUUAGCCCCUCCAGCAGUCUUGGAGGUGGCUCGAAAAGCUGCAGCUUUUCCAUAUCCUCCUCACUGGUCCGAGGAGAUCGAUGCUGCUUCAGGUGCUCUCUACUUCUAUCACCAGUUGCGUGAUGAGUCAUCCUGGCAGCAUCCACUGACGGAAACAAUCCAGGAGGUGCUGCAGCAGGUGAGCUCGUUCGUUGCCGACCAACUGGAGCUGGACCAGGUGGCAUGCCGAAUCGAAGCUAUCUUGACCGAGAUCCAGGCUCGAGCAGCUGCUGAACUGCAGCAGUGGGUCGGGCCUCUUGGAGAGCCGGGCUGUGAACAGUACUACUACAACAGUGUGACCGGCUGCAGCGUCUGGGAAGAUCCCUGCGAGCGCUGGAGAUAUGACGUUCAUGUCCGCUACGACCUGCUCGUAGGCCCCGGAACGGCCUUGUGUCGACCAGUUGCGGAUCAGUACAGGGCAGGUUUCUCGCAGAUCCUGGGCCACCGGAUUGCCGUUCUCUGGUGUGCUGGCACUGAUUAUCAUCUGGCCUAUGAUUACAUGCUGGAAGGACUUCGUCAUGCUCUUUUGACCAUCAUGAGCCAUCUUGGCGUGGAUGCUAUUCGAUGCUUGGGUGCCUUGGUAGAUCUCUUGACUUCGUUGAAGUGCGACCAAGGCGAGCCGGUGCUCACAGGACAGCCGGGGAACAUUGCUCGUUCUUUCCAGGAUGCUGUGUGCAUUUGCCCUUUCGAGCAUGCUCGGGUUCUGGAGGGUUCUCAGAUUUUGGCUUCAUUCUGUGAGCCCGGCAGUGCGGCAUUGUACGCCCUCGAGUUCUAUCGCGAUUGCACCCGGCGCUAUGUCGGCCAGGAUCUGGCUCCCGUUCUCGUCGAGCAUCAUGUUAGGCGGCGGGCCGAUAGAUCAGCCGCUUUUGCGGCAGCCAGACCAGAGGCUCGUGAGGAGUCGCUUCGAUCUUUGCGCUCGGACUUCUUGGCUAGUCAUGAGAAUAUUUCCGCGGCGGCCGCAUCCUUCAAGGAUGCUUUUCCGGUGGGGGAUCUGGCACAAGUCGUUCCCGAGGGCAAUCGGGAGUUGCGUCCCUGGCGUUUGGACGACCCAGAAGCUUGGGGGGAUGUUUUACUUUUGAGCUGCUGGUUUAUGUUGCGCGAGAUUGAGCUUGGUGGGCUUCGCCGCGACCAUUUGUAUUUGGAUAAUGCACAUGUUCAUUUGUUGCUGCCUGUUUCCAAGAUGGAUUCUUCGGGAACAUUAUGUGUUCGGAGCCUGAAGUGUGCCUGCCGAAUCAAGCGCCAGAGGCUGUGCCCUUACGAGGCGGCUGUGAGGCAUUUGGAGCGUGUUCGACUUUGGGAGGCCGAGCACAAGACCAGAGCCGUUUUCGCGGUUCCGGCGGCAGACGGGAUGGAGCUUCCCAAGGACCAGGUCAUUAGGGGUUUCUUUUCGGCUUUGCAGAGAGCAGGGAUUCAGCUCCAGCGGCCGGAUGAGAGCGGCCGUUUGAUCGACCGUUUUCAAGGCCACUGUGCCCGAGUUUCCGGGGCACAGUGGCUUAUCAGUAUGGGCCUUUCUUUGAGUCUGGUUCAAAUCCUGGGGCGGUGGUCUUCUUUUGCUAUUCAGCGAUAUGUUCAGAGUGCACCACUGGCUCAGGUACCAGCAGCAGCAUCAGGCGUUUUGGCACAGGAUGCUAGCGUGAACAUCGCGAUUGAUGCCAGGACAGGCAUACAAGUCAACAUUCAAGACGACGCCAGGUCUGGCGACCAUCAAGGCGAUCGGGAGAGAUCACCUAGGCCAGCUCGGCGGCGUGAGCCGCGCCAGCCGAUUGCAUCUUUACAAGAUUCGGUUGCUCAGCAGGCCGAGGCGAUUGUGGAAGUUCGGUCCGAGCUGGAGACUUUGAAGAAGGCCGUGGAGCCACCACCACAGCAGUACAUUAGGCGACCGCGGACUGGCAAGAUUCAUAGGAUUGCUGUGGAAGAAGGGGCCAAUGCUCCCAAGCAUUGGCGCACCGGCUGUGGCUGGCCAUAUGCUUUUCGCUACUUCGAUCGUGUUACCAGUGAGAUGAACAUCCAUACCCUCACUCGUCGUCGGCUCGUGGAGAUUCUCAAGGCUCGGUGUGAUGCGGCCGAUAUCCCGCCGAGCAGGACGGAGAAGCAAGGGCAGCGGGCCCCUUUGCAUUUUGGCGAGCUCAGCCAAAACCAUGAGAGACGUGCGGCGCUGCAUGGCUUUCAGUUUGAUCUUCAGGCUUCUUUCAUCAUAGGCAAUGUCGUUUUGACUUACCUUGAGGAACGCGGCAUCAAGUCAGUGCGGGCAUUAGCCUUGGUGGCCAACGACGUGGCGACUUUCGACGAGAUCAUUUGUCAGUACAUGUGGAAUUUGGCCAACGAGUCCAGGUCGUUCCAGGCGAAUCGCGAGGUGAAUCCUCUCGCCAAGAAGCCCAGGACGAGCAAGUUGUCAGUGGAGGACGGGCAAUUGCGAGAGGAAGGGGACAGGGACGAUGAUUGGGUCCCCAAGGGACUUAUGUCUAUCUUGGAUGGGCUUCGGUCCAUCAAAUGGCUCUACAUCCUCGUGGAGAUGGGGCCUGAGGCUCAGAUCAGGCGCUACUUUGAGUUCAUGGUCCUCAGGGCGCGCAGCCGCCAGAACAAGGUGGAACAAUUCCGGACUUAUUUCGAGGCGGCUUCAUGGAAGCUGUGUGGCUUCAUGCGUGCCAAGAAGACCUUCACCGAGGCCAGCGAACUCGUCACGGCGGACCUUUCAUCUUUCCAGGAGCACAUGAUGCGCGAGGCGUCGGUCGCUGAUCCUGGCAACCGACGGCGCCAGGUUACGGAUGGUGCAGGUCUCGGGAAUACUCCCACCAAGGCCCCCCGGCUCAAGGGCGAUUCCAAGGGUGACAAGGGUCGCAAAGGGCUUGAUCAUCACACCGGCAAGGGCUUCGACCAUUCUGGCAAAGGCUACGGCUCCAAGUCUGAUGGCAAAGGUGGCAAGGACAUCCCGUGGAGGCCCCAGUGGCAUGCCAAUCCAGUUUGGCGUCGCCCCGGCGCCGGGCGGGGUAACCGGCCGUUGACGGGUUCGGCUGACGAUGCUAGCUUUUCUUUUCCUCCACAACCUCCGCUUCCCAGCGCCUUGGCAACAUCGGCGAGCUCCUCGACACCGUUGGCGAAACCAUCAUUGCAGCUUCGCUUACCACCUUUGCACCUGGAGCGCGAUGUCGUGCUGCUUUCAUUCUUCGAUGGAUUAGGCUCGGCUGCUUAUGCUUUGGCGAAUCUGGGUGUUGGAUUGCGGGCCCUCAUUGUUUGGGAGACUGAUGAGCAUGCCAUCAAGGUCAGCCGCAGGCUUUUCAAGGGCUUGCGCUACGACCGAGGUGACAUUGAAUCAGAUAAUGCAUCUGAUCUCGCCGCCAUGCUGACGGCUUUGGAUCCCGACAAGAAGGUCCUGAUCCUGGCUUGUGCCGGGCCGCCGUGCCCCGACUACUCGCGCAUCAAGGCUUCAGGCGCUGGCAGGCAGGGCGCGACAGGCAGAUUGUUCCAGGUCUUUUGCGCACUCAUGACCGAGCUGGAGUCGUUGAUGCAGGGCUGGCAGUUCGAACUGCUAGUGGAGAACGUUGUGAUGCAACACACUCCUGACGUCGACUACUUUAGUCGGCAACUUCGUGCCGAUGCCCUGAUCUUGGAUGGAGCGGCUUUCGGUUUGAUCAGCAGGCCACGGGUGUGGUGGACCCGUAUCGAUUGGUCCAGAUUGAAAACCAACCCGGUGACUCAGGCACCCUUCAAGUGGACGAGACAUCAAGGCCUCAAGAAGCUCAUCCCCGAGGUUCCCAAGGAUAAUCAUUCUGACAUUGUCAUGCCCGGAUUGCGCUUUCAUGAUAGUAUUACCCGAGGGGAGAAGCUGCUACCUUGCCUAGUCACGCCAGCCCCGUCCGAGGAAGGACGUGAGCCUCCACGUGCGAUGAAGGGUAAGGUUGAUUCAGCCACCCAUUCUCGGUGGCUUGCGGGGUUACGGCAGUAUCCCCCGUGGAUCUAUGAAGAGUCCGCAAUGGUGCGGAGUAGUCAGAAUGAGCUCAUGGUGUUGCCUGUCGAAUUGAAGGAGCAACUCCACCACUUUGCAGCAGGAGUCACCCGCAUGCCAGAUGUGCCGCCCAGAUCUCGGCACCGUUUGAUGGGCAACUCGUGGCACGUCGGCUGCGCCACUUUUCUUUUGCACUGUGUGCUCUCACCGUACAGUGUGAGUCCGGCAGGUGAGCCGAGCGAUGCUCCCCCGACGAGCGCCCUGCAAGGGGCAAUCGAGCAGUCGAAGAAAUCACCAUUGUCAGUCAGUAGACAUGUUGAGUUACAACCAGCGAUUUUACCGCCCAUUCGCGAAGAGUGGGAACAUUGGGUUGCCAGCCUUCAUGUCGAACACCCUUUGCUGGCCCCGCCUAGACUCCCUGAUUCAUUGGAGACUGUUUACCAUCGCUUGCAGCAUUUCCAGGGUGAUAUCGAUUCUCAUCGUUCUGCGAUUUUGUCAGAGGUUCAACAACGGAUCACAAAUCGGGCCGGGGAAACCGAGAUCUGGUUUCGUUCCCUCACCCCACACAUUCAGGCUGCAUAUGAUCUCGGUGAUGGGAAACGAGUUCAGAUACCCAUUUUUCUCGAAUUGCUCCGAGGCUGUGGAUAUCCGGACGCGGAGGCGGAGCUGCAGGGCGGCAUGCCCAUGUUGGGCGACCUCAGGCCAACAGCGGGCUGGUUGCCGCGCUGUGAUGAGAAAUACAGCCACCCCAUAAAUAUGCAGACUUUCGGCAAGCUUAAUCAGGGACAUGUUCGAGAUCGUUUGCAGCAGGGCCGCGUCGAUGCUGAGUGGUCUGUCAUGUUGCAGGAAAUUUCGGAAGAGGUUCGCAAGGGACGCAUGCAGGGGCCAUUUAGUGCCCCAGCAUCCUGGAACGUUCAGUGCACUUCCUGUUCAGAGGUUACUGGUUUCAGCGAGCUUUUACCUUGUCCGACUGAGACUCCUGCAGUGGCGUGGGCGUUCUCGGUAGUCCAAGUGGGCUCCGAUGGGCGUCGCAAGGUGAGACGUUGUGAAGACUGGAGACGAUCGUAUCAUAAUAGCACAGUUUCGGCAUACGACAUACCGCCUCACGACGAUGUCAGUCAGUACAUCGCGAUGGUCCGUUAUCUUGCCGCGCGAGGCAUUUCGCCUUUGAUCUGGGCUCAGGACUUGGAGGCGGCUUAUCGCCAGUACCCGGUGUCUGAUCCGAACCAGUGUUUCGUCUUGCUGAUGACACCACAAGGACCAACCUUGUGGCGACAUUAUGUGAUGCCUUUUGGAGCCACUUCUUCUGUUUUUCAUUUCAAUAAGGCCACUGAUGCAUUAUUGUGGUUGGCUCGGAGCCUGUUUUGGUGUCCGUGCAUUCAUUUCGUGGACGAUCUCGGCAGCGUCGAUCCUUCAGACAGCUCACAGUCUGGUUUCUCCACUUUCAGGGAGUUCUGUUCGGCUUUAGGGUUUCGCUUGAAGCUUUCCAAGGAGCAACCUCCCGGUGCACGACAGAAGAUUCAGGGUGUUUUCAUUGAAAUCACGGAGGACGCUGUCUCGGUUCAACCAGAUCCACACAGACUCGAGAAGCUUCGAUCUGUCAUGGAGACAGCUCUGCAAGAGGAUCGCCUUCAGGUGGAGUGUGCCUCUAGACUUGCGGGCAAGUUGCAGUUUCUUUGUACAUCGCUCUACGGCAAGGUGGGGCAAUCAUUGCUUCACCCGCUACAUGCGCGUGCUAGCGCACCAGCCGUUGCAGAGGUGACCCUGAAUAGUGCUUUGAGAGCCUCUUUGCGAUGCCUGCUGACGUUGCUAGCCGAGGCGCCUCCCAGGACACUGCCGUUUCAAUCCUCAGAGCCGGUUUCAGUUUUGUACGCCGAUGCAUAUUUCGAGCUUGGUACCACCCGUUGGAUGGUCUCUUCCCCACAAGUUCCCAAACGAUGGCCAAUGGACAAGAUUCACCUCUGCAAGAAUGGCCUAG